Messenger RNA from Medicago truncatula (barrel medic), 2287 nucleotides. RefSeq names its product transcription factor DIVARICATA. The transcript is spliced from 2 exons. Gene Ontology annotation, molecular function: DNA binding. The record is from RefSeq and is a predicted model, not a curated record. The coding region runs from base 981 to 1949 and encodes 322 amino acids. NCBI's taxonomy places the organism in Eukaryota, Viridiplantae, Streptophyta, Magnoliopsida, Fabales, Fabaceae.
AAACUUUUUAUAUAGUUUUGCAGGAUCCACAAACACAUAGAACCCAAUCACAGCUCACCACAUUCAUCCACUGCUUUUUUGUUCUCUAACCCAAAUUUGUUUUCAAGUUCAUUAAGCUAUGACACUUUCUUUUUCAACUUCCAUUUUUUUUCCAAUCUUUUCCAAUUAAAGCACUUAUUUUCCUUUUUUGUGUCUUGUUUUUGUCCCAAUUUUUCUUUCCCUUUUCUUUGUUGCCCAACAUCAAGGAAAAAGGGAAUAACAAAAAAAAAAAACAGUUCUUUUUAUGUUUUUGUUUAUGUUUUUAUUUUUUAUUUUUUAUAUUCUCUCUCCUUAAACAAGCUUUUAUUUUUUCUGCUUAUACUUCUUCAACCCUUCAUAAAUUCAGUGUCUUUCUGCUAUUUCCAAAUUGGGUUUUCACAUUCAAUGUCUUAACCUUAUACCCUUUUGUUUUUUCCCUUUAUUUCUGAUUGAUUUUCCCAAUUGGGCUAUGCAUAAGUUGAACCUACAGAAAAAAGUUUUCAUUUUUAUCUUCAAGAAGAAGAAGAAUAAUUAAUUCUGAGAAGUGCUUUUUGUUUUUUUUUUAGUAUAUAAGAAGCAAAAUAAUUUCAUUGAGUUUAUAGAUCUUGCACAAGUUGGUUUCUAGGGUUAUCUUAUUGGACCAAUAAGGUAAUAGUCUUGAAUAUCAAUAUCAAUUUGGUGCAUUUUCUUUGAAUUAUUUUUGAUAAAGUUGAGUCUAUUCUAGAUUCUUAAUAAGAGUGUGUCUCUUUUCAUACACAAAAAUAAAAAAAAGAAGAAAUUCUGAUUCCUUUUGAAAAAAAAAAUGCUUAUUGAUUUUAAUUUAUCUUUCAUAUUGUUGUGGUAAAUUCUCCACCUUUGGUUCUCUUCAUUUAUCUCUUUCCUCUGUUUCAAAUAUCAUAAAGUUUUGAUUUUUCAAGUGAAAUCUUCAUAAAAGUUUUCUUUUUUCAACUUGGUUUUGGGUGAUGAAGUGGGAAAUGGAAAUUCUUUCACCAAACUCACACCCUCAUGCACCAUUUGUUCAAAAUUCCAACAAUACCAACAAUUGGUUUUUGGAAGAUUGUAGCAAUAGCAUUAACAGGAGUACAAAAUGGACUCCUGCAGAGAACAAAUUGUUUGAAAAUGCUCUUGCAGUUUAUGAUAAAGACACGCCGGAUCGGUGGCAUAAGGUAGCUGCAAUGAUCCCUGGAAAGAGUGUUGUUGAUGUUAUGAAUCAGUAUAAGGAAUUGGAAGCUGAUGUUUGUAAUAUAGAAGCUGGUUUGGUUCCAAUUCCUGGUUAUAGUACUACUGCUUCACCUUUUACCUUAGAUUGGGUGAAUUCUUCUGGUUAUGAUGGUUUUAGAGGAAUUAGUGGAAAGAGAGGCUCUUCUGGUAGAUCUCCUGAUCAGGAAAGGAAGAAAGGUGUGCCAUGGACCGAAGAAGAACACAAGUUGUUUCUAUUGGGUCUGAAAAAGUAUGGAAAAGGUGAUUGGAGAAACAUUUCAAGGAACUUUGUGAUCACUAGGACACCAACACAAGUAGCUAGCCAUGCUCAGAAAUAUUUCAUCAGACAACUUUCAGGAGGCAAAGACAAAAGAAGAGCAAGCAUUCAUGACAUAACAACAGUUAAUCUCACAGAAGUUUCUAGAACUUCUCCAACUUCAGAAGAAACCAAGAGAUCCACUUCACCAAACAUGAUUAUGAACAAGUAUUCCACUGCUAACACCACUUCUGAGAUGCAUUUUCAGCCAGCUACUAUGACAGCAUUCAAUCCAUCACAUGAACAAGUUUUCAUGUCACCUUAUGGAGUUAAUAAUAAUAACUCUUAUGGAUUUAAAAUGCAAGGUCAAAAUAUGCAUAGAAAUCCUCUUCAUGAGUCUUCUUAUUUUGGACCUCAGACACAAAACAUGGUUUUCCAAAUGCAAUCUUCUCAACAACACUAUUCACAUGCAUGAUGUUGUUGGUGAUUGGUUGUAUUGAGUUAUUUAUUAUUAUGGCUAGAACAAGUAUCUUUUGUUUGGUUUUUACUUGUAGUAGUAGUACAGUGUUUAUGCUUUUUACCAAGUUCUAUGUAAAUAUCUUGCAUUAGAAUAUUAUAGUUAGUUAGUUACUUAGUUAUUGCCUUCUUGGUAUAUGAACUUGAUUAAAGCAUUGGAAGGUAUAGACUUUUGUUUUUUUUUUACUUUAACAACCUUAAACUUAUGAAAGGUGAAAGCUGCAAGGAAAAUAUGUUCUGUAACUUCUGUUAUUGAAGGUAGUUAAGAAUAUUGAAUUUGAAGCCAAGUUCUGUUAA